AUGGGGGCGUGCCGUAGCGCAACAGGUUGUGUGCCUGUCUACGGUCCACAGAGUCAUAAGUUCGAUCCCCGCCUCGACCCAACCAAGGGGUUUAAGAAAUGUUGGUAGUGAGAAAGCCGUCACUCACAAGGACGGAUAUGUCACUAGAGCCAUUCCACUGGUUAUCACUGAUAUCAGGAUAAGACCUCGGUUAAUCGACUUGGGUCCAGCGGUACAAAGGUGUAGGAAGAAGAAGAUGAUGAUGAAGCAUUGAUAUCUCAGAACUCAUUUUGGCUGACCAAAAAGGAAAAAGAAACAAGGAACUUUUCUUUGAUACGAACUUGAAAUUGAAUGGGUUUUUUACUUUUCGAAGUUUCAGGUCGUUCGGAAUCAAUAUGUGGUCCUGCGAAGUUAUUCUUCUCCGCCGAAUCGACGAGCUUCAUCUCAGCUGCUCGAAGAGAACAUCGGGUUGUACUAUCAAAAGUUGAAGAUUCCGCAAACCUCACGAUAAUUGAUAGUCUCACAGGUAAAUCAUGAUUUUUUUUUUCUGAUUGUGUAUCUUCAUUUUGAAAUAAUAUUUUUUAUGAAAUUCAUCCUUUCAAACCGUGUUUUUUAUCCGUUUUUCUAAUUUCUACCGACUUUAUCGGCUUUCUAAUUUAGCUCUAUAUUUUUUUCAGAGUAGUUCGAUCUCUUGGGACAAUGAAAUUUCAGAAUUUGUUUUUUUAUCUUUUAAAAACUGAUCAAAUUUUCACUCAUUCUCAACUCAGACCAUGUUCUUGUAGAUUUGAUUUUGAAAAUUUUUCAUAUUUUCACUCCAGAAAUGGACUCCCCCCUGAGAUGUUCCCUGGAAAUCAUCACCUGUCCGAACUGCAACCUGAACCUGAAGUUUCGACCUCCCGCUGAAGAUUUACCUGAAGAAGAACUGGAAAUGGUGAUUUGAACGGAAAUCAGGAAGAAAUCUGGAAAAUGAAUCAUUCUCCAGAUGCCGUCGUGCACCGAGUCGAAAGAAGAACCUUGCUUCGAUUUGCAAUUUGUUGAGAGCAAAGCCGAUUCCACCCUGCCCGCGACCUAUCGUCGAGUUUCCAUUUGGGACUUUCCUUAUAGGUUUUUUAUUUCCGGAUUUUCAUCACGAUGGAUGUUCAAAGUCGGCCUCUCUGACUGAUUAAGAUUACCGGAAAGCUUGGAAUUUUAUAUUAAUUUGCUAAUAACUCUGAAAGAUCUUGUAGAAGAUUCCGGAUAGCUACUUGACUUUAUAGUUUUUUUGAAAUCGAGAUUUCGAAAACUUCGUAAUACAGAGUGAAGCCUAUAAAAACCGAAUUUUUUUCGAAUAAUUUUUCAACUUUGAGAUUUCAUAACUUUAAAAUUGAAAGAGUGGGCGAUCAGAUAAUAUAAGGGACGUCCAUCUAGACCUUCUGAAAUCGUUUAAAUAAAAGAUGGAAAAUUUCAAACUUCACCCUUGAAUGACCUCCUUGGGGGGUCAUUUUGUGCAGAAAAUGAUACAUAUUUUAUAAAUCCUUUUCAUUCUGAAAAUAACUGCCUUGGAAAUUUCUUUUACACACAAGGAGAACUUUUUUUUCAUCGAAAAUACCGAAGUAAAGCAACUUUCGAGCAUUUUCUGCAAAUAUCCGAAAGAAUUUUUCCCAGUACCUUAUGGAACUUAGAAAAUAUCUUUUCAAUUUUCUGUAGCUCUCCUAACUUCAGUAGAUCUAUAUUAAGAAAUUUAAUAGCUGAUCAACUUUUAGAAACGAGUUCAACUCGACGGGAAACUCGUUGACAAUCAACUUGGUCAUGUGGAACCUUGAAACAAACUCCACCUUGUACAAUUACAUCCAGGUUGCAUUCAAGGUUUUCCUGAAACAAUUUGAAACUUUCCAGAACUUUUUCCCUCUAUUGGCCACUGCGGUUACCAACGACGAAAUAAUCAUCGGAUCGCCAUUGGAAAUUCCUGCUUCUAAUUAUUCUUCUAUCGGAUUUUUUGAGUCACCAAGGUCUCAUGAUGCUUUGGCUUCUUCAUGAUAGUUUCUAUAAGUUUUUGAUAAUUACAAAUUUUGAAAAGUUCAGAAAAUUCUGGUAGGAUUGGACCAUUCAGUUCAAUGUUGAAAAAAAAAGUGUUUAUAAAUGUUUUUUCUCGUUAUUUUUUUUUUCAAAAAUCCCCAUCCAAUUUGCAGGUCUUUCUUACCUUAGCUUUAGCAAUAUUCCAAUUUCUUCAGAAAAAAAUGACCUCUAUAUUCAAAAUAUGUCCUUCAGAUAUCCUGAAGCGUACCCGACGAAUUUGAUCAAGCGAUACUUUCUGAUCAAUAGCAGCCCAAAUGGCUUCAUCCGUCUCAUUUUCGACGAUUUCCACGUCCACUACCAAUCUGAGCUUCAAGUUUGUCACGAUAAAUGGGGAGACAUCUUUUUUAGGUCCAGGGUAGAGGGGUUACAAAAAAGGCCCUGAAAAUGUUUUUAUAAAGACAUCAAAAGAUUUUUCGAGCAGCUACGUAGCUGUUUUUUUCAUUUUAGUCUACAUCUUUCCUUGAGAUUUUCUGUAGCAUUAGCUUUCAGACUUCUUAUUGCCAGCCGGGUUUUGAAAUAUCACGGAAAAGCUAGAAAUUAGAAGUCUCCAACUCUUUCUAAGAAGAAAAGAUUUUUUCUAAGUCUUCAAAAAUUGAUUCUUCAAAGAUCUCCUUUCAUUCGCAUGUGACUGUAUUCAUCGAUUUAUCAUAAAUUUUGAUUAGAUUUUCGAUUCUGAUGGGUCGGAAAUCCUGAACUCUCGACGGGAAAACCGACGGCCGUCAGCCCUUGUCACCAAAGGCAGUACAUUGACCGUCGAGUUCCGGGCUCAUAAUUACACGAACUUGGUGAGGAUCAAGAUAUGAAAAAAAGUUUUUCAUUAAAAAAAAAAGUCUUUUUUGAAUGAUUACCUAUAUCAAAAAAAAAUAAUUAAGUGAGUUCAGAAGUGCGGAAUUCGUCCGAAAAGCUUAGAAAAAUCGAAAGUCUUCAUAGAGAAACUUCUAAUUAGAAACGACUAAAACCUUUCUGUAUUUUUUCAGUGACUGAAAAAUGUGAAAUUCAACAGCUUGAGACAGUAUUCAAAAAAAAAAAAACGUAAAAAAUCAGGUGGGCUUCCGGGCGCGCUACGAAUUCGUCAUGGAUAUUCCGUGGCCUGAGAAACCGAAUUACAGAGGUAUCAAGUUUGUUUUCAUUUUGUGACCAAAAUCAUGUUUUUUUUUUAGCCAAAAUUAGGUAGAAAAAGGCAAAGCAAAGGAUUUAUGAAUAUGUACAUAAAAUAUAUGUUAACGUGAAAGGUCACUGCGAAUGUAUUAUUCAAAAGUAUUUUGAUGAUUUUCUUUGACUUUGAGGGACUUUUUCUCGAAAAUUAAGAAAAUGCCCAAGUUGACACUUUCAGAGAUUCCUCUGUUCAAUUAAAAACUGUUCUGGAAAGUUCAAAACGCAAAAUAAAAUUACCUUCAUUGUCAGAUGUUUUUUAAAUAUGUUCUCAGGAAGGUGGACACCGAUUUCUCAAUCUCCAUUUUUUGCCUUUCCAUCAACUCUUUUUUUUCUUUAGCCUCACCUUUUUUUUUUUAUCAUUUUCCGACCUUCCGGAGUCGCUAAAGGAUCAUCUUUUUUCGUCUUGAGGAUAUUUUCAUAAAAAAAAAACUCUCAUUUCCUCUGAAAUUUUAAAACGCAAAAUCAGAUGACCUUCCUUGUCAGAUGCUUUUUAAAUCUGUUCUUAGAAAGGUUUUUUUCAAAUUCCUUUAUCCUCCCCAUUUCUUGCCAUAUCAACUCUUUAUUUUUCUCCAGCCUCACCCUUUUUGCUACCAUUUUCCGACCUUUUAAGAGUCGCUAAAUGAUUGUCUUUUUACGUCAUGAAGAUAUUGUCAUUGAACGUUGGAAAUUUUCAAGAUUGCGACGAUUACUUGGAGAAUUACGGAGGAGAGAUCCGUUUGGAUCGUCUUUCCCACUUGGCGAACUCCUACGUCGACUGCAUCUGGAUCGUUGGACGUCUGCCGCACGUUUCCAGGGUAUUCGACAGAGUUUAUCUCAAGGUAUUUCGUCCUAUUUUUGCAGGUAGGAAAAAAUUAAGGCAAAUUUUUCUAUCUGAGAUGAUUUUAUUCUGUCAAAAGUCUUUCCCCAAUUUUGAAAAUCAGAGUCACCUCUUCUACCAGACUAACUGAUUUCUGAGCUUGCAAAUUUGAGCUUGCUAAUGACUUUUAGGCCGAGCAAUUCCAUCUCAAAGGAGUUUCGCUACGUCUCGAAAUAAGGGAAGGCUGCUGCUCGACGUCGGAUCGUCUGCUUCUGCUCUCCGACCAGCAGUCCAGAGACCAGCUCAGUCAUCAGCAGCCCAGGUUCCUGAACAAAUCCUGUUUCAAGAAAUUCGAUGAAAAAGUCUCGGAAGCGCGCCAAAUAUUGUUGAAACGGGUUUCUGUUGAUAUUCGAGCUUCGUUUCAGGGAUUAAAAUCAGUUUUGUAUUCAAAUCUUCAAGAAAAAUGCAAGUCUAAAUUGAAAGUUUUCAAUUUUUAAUAAUCAUGGGAACAAGGAGCUUAACGAAAAAGCCUAGGAGUUCUUUUUUUUUCAAAUUAGUUUUUCUCAUUUAUUUUGGCUGGCUUGAGCUUGAAAGUUCUAACUUUUUUCUUACAGAUUUGGAUAUACAACAAGUUUGACGAAUCCAGCCUUUUAUAUUCGUCUUCGCGGAUUUCUGAUGAACACGUCAGUUUUGUCUAAAUCUUGUUUGGAAUAUUCAAAAAGUUUUUCGACUUAGAAAUUGGUGAAAUUUCGCUUGAAGAGCCUCUCCCUUUCCCACCCUUCUGAUUUGUAGCGAAAAUGAAAGCUUCUUAAAAAGGACUUUUUGUUCGAUUUUUGGCGGUCUUAUUUUUCUUGUCUCUGUCUUUUUGUUAUAAUCUUUUCUUCUGCCUUUUUCAUUUCAUUUUUUGGGCUUUUCUUGACUGAUUGGAAAUCAGGGUGCCCUCGAGUACCUUUCAGCCAAGUAUCAUCAACUUCACGACUGGAAAUGUUUUGAACUUUCUUGUGUCCCUUCAGAAGCGGUCUGGAGAUCGUCUACUCGCAGUUCUAUCGUUGGACGACGCCCGUUUGCCCCGGAAUGGGCGAGUUUCGUUGCGAUAACGCCCGCUGCAUCAAAGUAAAUCUUUAAAACUUCUUGGUAAUGGAGGUCCUGGUCAGAGUUCUCUCCGGUGCGACGGCAGCAACCAUUGCGGCGACGACAGCGACGAAAUCUGCCAUGUACCGGUCGAUGACUUCCAAGAGCAAAGGUUGGGUCGACAGCUUCUGUUGAUAGUGUUUCCAGCGAGACGGUCACCUUUUAAAAGCACAAAUCUACAGUAAUCACAGACUUUUCUGCUUCACAAAACUGCAAAGGACAAAGGUCUCGAAGCGAAAUUUUUUUCAAUCGUUCAAUCAAAAAAAUUUUGGUGCUAUUUAUAGAUUUUGUUUCAAACAGUACUUUUUCAUAAAUUUUAACUUUUUUGAAGACUGAAAGCGAAGAAGAAAGCGAAAAUAAAUGUUAGCCAGUUAGAUUCUCCUGUUAGCUUCGUUUCAGAACGUUAAACCGAAGAAAUACAUACUGGAAAAGAAAAAAAAAUCUGAUUAGUUCCUUCCGACAGUUCAGUUUUUUUGCUGCUUUCAAGAGAAACUUCCGACGUGUCGGGCAUCGUGGCGCUGACGAUCGGCGUCUGCGGCGCCCUGGUCCUUCUGAUGAGCACCGUGGCGGUCGUCUCGCGCCUCUACCGACGACGGAUCGCCAUGCACAGUUCGCGUCGCGUUUCUCGAGUCUCCACCAUUGGACCGACUAGAAACGGUCUCGCAUUCAGGAAAUUCCCAGUUUGAAAAGUCUUUUUCAAGUAUUAGGACCAGCUUGAACGCAGGUUUUAAGGAAAACUAUUGAUCUCCAAAAAUAGGAAAUGGUUAGAAAUCGAAACUUUCAUAUUUUUAUGGAUUCCGACAUAUUUACUCAUUUAUUAAAAUUAUAAAGUUUUUUUUUGUUAUUUUUUCCAAUCAAAAUUCCAGAGUUCUCUCCUUCGAUUCAAACCAUCGGAGAACGGCGCUUCUAUGUGGUACCCGAGAGCCAAGUGUCCGUGAUCGAAGCCCCUCCAUCCUAUGACGACGCCCUGAAACAUCCCAGUGUACGUCCCGCUCAAUCCCCACUUCCUAUUGCAUUCUUCAGGUUCCGACGUCUUCUGCCUACGCCAAUAGAGCCUUCCAAAGUGCUGAACAGGUCAGAGACUCCCGUGGAACUUCCAAAUGUUCAUGUCCUUCCAGGAACAAAGCAGUGGUGAGCUUCCUCCCGAACGCGAACCUCCACGAGAAGACGAGCCGACUUGCUCCGGGUUGACAACUCCGACGCCGGCUGCUGUUCCUGCUGAUAGCGAUCCUGAAAACGAGGAAACUAGACAGGAAUCUUGGGUCUGA
Caenorhabditis auriculariae is the source of this 6384-nucleotide messenger RNA. The record is from the annotation of a GenBank genome assembly. NCBI's taxonomy places the organism in Eukaryota, Metazoa, Nematoda, Chromadorea, Rhabditida, Rhabditidae.